Messenger RNA from Fonsecaea nubica, 1752 nucleotides. RefSeq lists its product as hypothetical. NCBI's taxonomy places the organism in Eukaryota, Fungi, Ascomycota, Eurotiomycetes, Chaetothyriales, Herpotrichiellaceae. The transcript has a single exon. The record is from RefSeq and is a predicted model, not a curated record. The coding region runs from base 1 to 1752 and encodes 583 amino acids. Gene Ontology annotation, biological process: carboxylic acid metabolic process. Gene Ontology annotation, cellular component: cytoplasm. Gene Ontology annotation, molecular function: pyridoxal phosphate binding; carboxy-lyase activity.
AUGUCUGACCAUUCGUUAAAAAGCAGCGUCAACGGCCUGACCUCAAACAAUGCACGGCCCAGUGACCCUAUUUCACAAAAGUCCAAUGGCAUAAACCAUGACAGCGCCAAUGACUCUUUUGCGUCUCGAGCUGAUGAGUUGCAAACCCUCCUGGCGUCUGUCCUGGACCAGCUCAUCCCCUUUGUUCGACAAGCCGACUCUGAGCGCAAAGCCCACCAACUGCACCGAGCUGUACCUAUAUCCCCUCUUGUUGAGUCACAUUCUCCUUCAGAUUUGCUCUCCAUCUUGACCUCCGACGGUACCCUGUCCCUGCCUUCUCGGGGUACGGGCCAACAUGGACUGGUUAGUUCUCUGUCUUCGAUAUUGAAAUACAGCGUCAAUACCUCUGCUCCUGGGUUUCUUGACAAACUCUACUCCGCCCCCUUGCCUCCUGGGAUAGCGGCAGAAUUGAUUCUCAGCGUCCUCAACACAAAUUUGCAUGUGUACCAGGUUUCUCCUGUCCUUUCCCUCGUCGAGACUUAUACCACGAAAGCUCUAGCGGCAAUGUUCGGCUUCACGGGCCCAAGAGCCGGAGGGAUCAACGUUCAGGGCGGAAGCGCGAGCAACAUGACCAGUAUCGUUAUUGCGCGGAACACGCUGUAUCCGGAAACGAAGCUGUUCGGGAACCACGCCGGAGGAAGAGAGUUGGUGAUGUUCACCUCUGAGCACGGGCAUUAUAGCAUUGAAAAGGCAGCCCAACAAUGUGGAUUUGGUUCCGAAAGCGUCAUCUCUGUUCCUGUUGACCCGGUGUCUGGAGAGAUGGACCCGGCGGCUUUUGAGUCCCUGAUCGUGCGGGAGAAGGGGAAAGGGAAAACCCCAUUCUACGUCAACGCCACUGCCGGAACAACGGUUCUGGGAUCAUUUGAUCCCUUUAGCGACGUCGCGGGGAUUGCCAGGAAACACGGGCUGUGGAUGCACAUCGACGGUGCCUGGGGUGGAAGCUUUAUCUUUUCCGACCGCCUGCGUCAGACACGGUUACAGGGAUGUGAGCUUGCCGACAGCAUCGCCAUCAAUCCGCACAAAAUGCUAGGCGUCCCAGUGACGUGCAGCUUUCUCCUGCUCAAAGAUCUCAAGAAUGCCCAUGCGGCGAAUACUCUGCGGGCGGGAUACUUGUUCCACGACGAGGACCACAGCGGGCCGGAGCAGUCGGGACUGAACGGCCACGACCAAACACAGUCGCUGGACGACGAUUGGACCCCGCCCAACGACCUCGCCGACCUCACCCUCCAGUGCGGACGUCGGGGAGACAGUCUGAAGCUCUUCCUCUCCUGGCAAUACUACGGGACACUGGGGUACUCGUCCAAGAUCGAGGAUGCCUAUUCGGUUGCUUGUUACCUGGCCGACCUUGUGGACCAGAGUCCCGACCUGCUACUUGUGAGCACGAACCCUCCACCAUGUCUACAGGUGUGUUUCUACUUUGCCCCAGGGGGCAAAAUGGUCCACGACCUGAGCAACGACAGCCGGGUCGUCGACGGCAGCAAAAGCCACGAGGCCGAAAAUGUCGGCAAGCGCAACUCGGCGGUAACAAGCCGAAUCACUCGCUCUCUGGUCUCGAGAGGCUUCAUGGUCGACUACGCGCCGGCGUUGGGCCACGAGGUCAAGAAGGGUGCGUUUUUCCGAGCCGUCGUGAAUAUUUCCACCACGAGGGAGACGGCCCAGAGGUUGGUCGAGGAGGUCACCCUCGCGGGACGGGAGGAAAUGUCGGGUAAUUAG